This is a messenger RNA of Solenopsis invicta (red fire ant), 1482 nucleotides long. RefSeq lists its product as uncharacterized. The coding region runs from base 1 to 1482 and encodes 493 amino acids. The record is from RefSeq and is a predicted model, not a curated record. Lineage: Eukaryota; Metazoa; Arthropoda; Insecta; Hymenoptera; Formicidae. The transcript has 3 exons.
AUGGAGAGGGUUCAAGGUCGGAUUCAUGGCCGACAUCGUCAAGAUGUUCUGGCAGAUCCGACUGACGUGGACUUGCAGAGGAUACUCUGGCGUGCCAGCCCGACGGAGAGUGCUAAAGAGUUCCAGCUCAGGACGGUGACUUACGACACGACCUCGGCACCCUUUCUGGCCAUACGCACGCUGCAGCAACUGGCCAGGGACGAGGCUGUACGCUUUCCGCUGGGAGCGGCGGCCCUGUUACGACAUUCCUAUGUCGACGACAUCUUGGCGGGUGGAAACGAUCUGACUGGGACACAGGCGGUCCAGCACCAGCUGAUGGCGCUGUUGCAGGCUGGAGGUUUUGCGCUCGACAAGUGGGCCUCUAACGCCCGGGAACUUCUCCCGCAAGCGUCGCCGGGGGAAGCGUUGCUGCCGGCUUUCGAUGCAAGUGGCGGGGUUCCAGCAACACGAAGCCAUCACGAAGCGGGCCUGUCCGACGCGGCUUGGUUGUUCGAUCCGCUGGGUUGGGUCGCGCCGGUCCUGAUAUUUGCCAGGAUCUUUAUGCAGGAUCUGUGGCUGGCCGGCCACGGCUGGGACGAUCCGCUGCCCUCUGAGCUGGUAGAGGCUUGGAGCGCCUUCACUGCGUCCCUGCUUGGACUGUCGGCUCUAUGGAUACCGCGCUGGCUGCAGCGUGACUUGGAGGACGACGUAGAGCUCCAUGGCUUCUCCGAUGCGUCGGAGAGAGCCUACGCGGCGGCAGUCUAUGCCCGGGUCACCAAGCAGGACGGCCGGGUAGAGGUGACCUUGCUGACGGCUAGAGCCAAGGUGGCUCCCGUCAAGAGGCAGAGUGUGCCUCGCUUGGAGCUAUGCGGAGCCGUCCUGGCGGCUUGGUUGCUGCACCGUGGCAUGCGAGCUGGAUAUGGAGGACGCGCCGGUCACGGCUUGGACGGAUCGCACCGAGUGGCGGAGGUGCAGAGUCUAGUGCCGAGCGAACGAUGGAGACAUGUCCCCACGGCUUUCAAUCCAGCGGACGUGGCAACCAGGGGAAUUCCGAUCUCGGAGUUCCUUGGACUGAAUCUGUGGUGGAGCGGUCUCGAGUGGAGCGGUCUCGAGUGGCUUCGGGAACCGCCCGCCGCGUGGCCUGUGGUGGGUGACCUUGCCACUCGACACGAAGAGGAGGAAAGAAGGGCGGUGCAUCGGACCGCUCCAGAAAAUAAAGAGGAUCUCCUCGAAGAGAGAUUCUCAACGCUGACGCGGCUUGUGCGCGUGGUGGCGUAUUGUUUCAGAUUCUAUCGAGCCGCCCGAGGUGGGAGAGACCAGGGUGGAUUCUUGACGGGUGCGGAGUUGGAGGCUAGCCUGUCUGCGAUGGUGAGACUGACGCAACGAAGGGAGUUUCCGGGGGACCUAGAGGCGCUUACGGCUGACGGCCCGCUGCCGACCGGCUCGUCACUGCGAGCGUUGAGCCUUCCUGGACAAGGAUGGGUCUUUGCGAGUGGGCGGUAG